AGGCAACGCAAAAACCGUUCUAUGACAGUUUGACCUUCAAGUGCUCAGCGACCUCCAACGAUGGACGUUGCCACUGAGGGGUGGUUGCCGAUGUGUGGUUAGUGGUUUUCGUGCUUUUCGUACUUUCUCGUUCUCGUGGUUUUAAUUCUAAGCAAUUUUCAGCAACGGGAGUCACCAUUGCAUUCCGUCACAUUCUAUGUUUCUAUUUCGGUAUUUGAGGACUAAAGAAUUGUCGAGAAAUUCAUCUAUAAUGCAAUGUGAAUGCCUUUUGAUCUUUUAUUUAAGCACAUCAGAUACUACAAAAAUUUCAGAAUUUGUGUAUAUUUUCAGAUAGUUUGACCAGUUGUGUACAAACACAGCAACAUUCUAGCCUUUUGUUAAAGCGAUAGCUGUGAACUUCGGUCUGAACGAGCUCGUGUCUUAUAUAAAGUGUUGGUUCAUCUAUUGAUAAAGUUUUCGGAGUAUACAGAUUUGUAAUGCUUAAUUUUCUAGAGUAAUCUUGUCAUUACUUAAUGCAAUUCUGUAUUUCCUUUUAACUCAGUAACACGUUUCCCGAAUAUAAAACAAGUGGUUCGUCGCAUAUAAAUUUGUCAUGUCUCCCGAUGCAUUUCAAAAAGAUGUAGCGCAGUAUGGAGAUUGUGUUAUAAUCGAUUUGGGGAGUUUCAAGAAUCUAACUACAGUGCUUAAGAAGGGCGAUGUGUUACAGACACGUUUUGGAGCAUUGAGACAUGAUGAUUGUGUAGGAAAAAAGUAUGGAUCGAAGAUCCAAACAUCGCGUGGAUAUGUGUAUAUAUUAGCGUUAAGUCCAGCUCUAUGGUCAGAAACAUUGCCUCAUCGGACUCAAAUAAUUUAUCCAUGUGAUGCAAGUUUAAUUGUUGGGGGCUUAGAUUUGGCUCCUGGGAAAUGGGUGUUCGAAGCGGGGACAGGCAGCGGAUCAUUGACGCAUUUCUUAGCUCAAGCUGUAUUACCCCAUGGUCAUGUUCAUACGUUUGAUUUUCAUAGUGAACGUGUUAAGUUGGCAUCUGAAGAGUUCAAUUCACAUUCACUUGGGGAUGUUGUGAAGGUUGAUAUCCGUGAUGUUUGUAAUGAUUAUUUUCCACCAAUCGGGAGUGAAUUAAAUCCUAAUGGUGUAGAUGCUGUUGUCUUGGAUCUGCCUAGGCCAUGGGUAGUUAUUCCUCAUCUUGGACGUACUCUCCGCCCUGAUUCAAUUGGUCGUGUAUGUUUAUUCUCACCUUGUAUCGAACAAGUUCAGAGAUCCUGUACAGCUUUACUAGAAUCAGGUUUUCAACAUAUAAGCACAGUUGAAUGUCUGGAGAGGGAGUAUGACGUGUCACGAACAACGUUGAACAUUCCAAAUAUGGGGCAGCAAACUGCUUCCAUUUGGCUUCAAAGUGGUUUCAGUGAAUAUAUGAGUUCUGUUUCGCAAUUCAACAAACAUCUGCUUCCUCCUCCUAAAACAUCCGAGAUAGAGAAUAUUCAUUGUAAACGCAGUCAUCCAAAUCCAGAGCUAGGUAAAUCGAUCAAUCCUAAACAACUUAAAGGUAUCGAGAGUUCUACAAAAGUUGAAAAUAGCUUUACUUGGGAACCGAUUCUACAACCUAAAAUGCGGGGUCAUACGGGUUACAUAACUUUUGCCACAUGGAUACCGAGCACACAGCCAAAUGUUUCAAGCACAGAGUGUACAGAAUUCAUGCCGUCUAUGGAUGAAUAAGACUUCUUAAUAUUAGAUUAUGUAAAAAUAAAUAUGUAAUGCUAAUGUUUUUC
Molecule: messenger RNA, 1764 nt
Organism: Schistosoma bovis
Lineage: Eukaryota; Metazoa; Platyhelminthes; Trematoda; Strigeidida; Schistosomatidae
Source: the annotation of a GenBank genome assembly